Molecule: messenger RNA, 2355 nt
Organism: Bufo gargarizans (Asiatic toad)
Lineage: Eukaryota; Metazoa; Chordata; Amphibia; Anura; Bufonidae
Product: gastrula zinc finger protein XlCGF26.1-like
Exons: 2
Coding region: 94-1560 (488 amino acids)
Biological process (GO): regulation of transcription by RNA polymerase II
Cellular component (GO): nucleus
Molecular function (GO): RNA polymerase II cis-regulatory region sequence-specific DNA binding; DNA-binding transcription activator activity, RNA polymerase II-specific
Source: RefSeq, a predicted model, not a curated record
GGUGAUCCCCCGUGUAAGAGUGAGGUGGAGGAGGACAUUCCAGGAGAUGUGACCACAGAAAAUCCCUGUGAGAAGCCUGAAGGAAACAUCAUCAUGUUGUCUCUAGAUUAUAAAGAAGAUGAAGAUACCAGGCAGAGCUCUUCAGGAGAAAACUUCAUUACUUGUACUGUACAUCCAGGACUUCACAAUGCAGAGCCAUCAAAUAAUUCCCCCAAGAAUGAGGAACUUUCUAAUGACCAAUCACAGAUUAUCAACCCAAGUCCAAAUCUAUCAUAUAAUCAUCCUAAACAUGAGGAAUCUUCUCCUGACCAAUCACAGAUUAUUACUCCAAAUAUAGGGCAGAAACGGGGUAAAAGGUUUAAUUGUGAGGAAUGUGGAAAACAUUUCAGAUAUAAGUCAGAGCUUUCUGUACACAGAAAUAGUCACACAGGAGAGAAGCCGUAUUCAUGUUCAGAAUGUGGGAAAUGCUUUCCAUAUAAAUCAUAUCUUUUAAGACACGAGAGAAUUCACACAGGAGAGAAGCCGUAUUCAUGUUCAGAAUGUGGGAAAUGUUUUAACAAGAAGUCAAGUCUUGAUCGACACAAAAGAAUUCACACAGGAGAGAAGCCUUAUUCAUGUUCAGAAUGUGGAAAAUGUUUCAUAGAAAAACUAAAUCUUACUAUACAUCAACGAAUUCAUACAGGAGAAAAACCAUUUUCAUGUUCAGAAUGUGGGAAAUGCUUUAACAUGAAAUCAAACCUUGAUCAACAUAAGAGAAUCCACACAGGAGAGAAGCCAUAUUCAUGUUCAGAAUGUGGGAAAUAUUUUAGAGAUAAAUCAGAGAUUUUAAAACAUGAGAGAAUUCACACAGGAGUUAAGCCAUAUUCAUGUUCAGAGUGUAGGAAAUGUUUUACCAAGAAAUCAAAUCUUGAUCGGCAUAAAAGAAUUCACACAGGAGAGAAGCCAUAUUCAUGUUCAGAAUGUGGGAAAUGUGUUACCAAGAAAUCAAGUCUUGAACAACAUAAGAGAAUUCACACAGGAGAGAAGCCAUAUUCAUGUUCAGAAUGUGGGAAAUGCUUUGUCAGGAAAUCAAAUCUUGAUCGGCAUAAAAGAAUUCACACAGGAGAGAAGCCAUAUUCAUGUUCAGAAUGUGGGAAAUGUGUUACCAAGAAAUCAAGUCUUGAACAACAUAAGAGAAUUCACACAGGAGAAACGCCAUUUUCAUGUUCAGAAUGUGGGAAAUAUUUUAGAGAUAAAUCAGAGAUUUUAAAACAUGAGAGAAUUCACACAAAAGUUAAGCCAUAUUCAUGUUCAGAGUGUAGGAAAUGUUUUACCAAGAAAUCAAAUCUUGAUCGGCAUAAAAGAAUUCACACAGGAGAGAAGCCAUAUUCAUGUUCAGAAUGUGGGAAAUGUGUUACCAAGAAAUCAAGUCUUGAACAACAUAAGAGAAUUCACACAGGAGAGAAGCCAUAUUCAUGUUCAGAAUGUGGGAAAUGCUUUGUCAGGAAAUCAAAUCUUAAUCAACAUAAGAUCAUUCACACAGGAGAGAAGCCAUAUUCAUGUUCAGAGUGUGGUAAAUGAUUUACAGAUAAAUCAUAUCUGGUUGCACAUCAGAGAAUUCACACAGGAGAGAAGCCAUAUUCAUGUUCAAAUUGUGGGAAAUGUUUCACAGAAAAAAAACGUCUUACUACACAUCAGAGAAGUCACAAAGGAGAGAAACCAUUUUCAUGUUCAGAAUGCGGGAAAUGCUUUACCAAGAAAUUAAGUCUUGAACAACAUAAGAGAAUUCACACAGGAGAGAAGACAUGUUAAUGUUUUGUGUAAGAAUAAUGUUUUACAAAGAAAUUAACCACCUCCAGACUGAUUGCACUUUCAUGACAGCCUUUUUUUGUAAAUCUGACUUGUCGCUUUAUGUGAUAACUUUGGAAUUCUUUUACUUAUCCAAACAAUUCUGACACUUUUUUCGUGACACAUUGUACUUCAUCAUAAUGGUAAAUUUGGCUUGAUAUAUUUUGCCUUUAUUUAAAAAAAUAAAAUGUAUGACCACCAAAUAUAGAAAGGCACACCUGAAGAUGCAGAGAAAGCGAGAAAUAUUCCAAGCUCCAGUAUUGCAGGCAAACUAACCCCCCACCAAGCACAGAAAUGUGCAGACAAACAUCUGUGUUAUCUAUCGGGGUAGGGAAGUAGUUUUAAGAAUGAUUUGAAGACCUGCAAAAACAUUAAGACCUCUGUAGACCACACCUGCCUAGACAGGGGUUUCUAUGGACAGCAGUCUACAUGAUGCACAUUUAAAUAACACAAUUCAUUAAUGCAAACGAUAAUUUAAUUUUUAGUUUCAACAAUUUAAAAGAUAAUAAAUGAGCAUUUUUGGUUCAA